Rhinichthys klamathensis goyatoka is the source of this 1611-nucleotide messenger RNA. RefSeq names its product ADP-ribosylation factor-like 8 (gene arl8). The coding region runs from base 365 to 904 and encodes 179 amino acids. The transcript is spliced from 6 exons. Gene Ontology annotation, molecular function: GTPase activity; GTP binding. The record is from RefSeq and is a predicted model, not a curated record. Gene Ontology annotation, biological process: intracellular protein transport; protein localization to Golgi membrane; vesicle-mediated transport. Gene Ontology annotation, cellular component: cytoplasm; trans-Golgi network. Lineage: Eukaryota; Metazoa; Chordata; Actinopteri; Cypriniformes; Leuciscidae.
UAUAGCUUGACAACGGGAGGAGCUGAUGUGCGUUUUUUUUUGUCCAUGAGGAAAAUGUGGAUGAGGUCAGAGCGACCUGGGAAGUGAAGAGGCUUGUGUUUGGACAGUGGUGUAUCCGCCGCGCUCGCAUCUGUCGCACACUUGAUCUGAUCACAAAUAAAGAAGAAAGUGCACGGGAGCUGCUCGCCUGUGUGAACACACCGUGGACAUACACACACGGACAGAAGUAGGCAUGUGCUGCUGACUUAUCGUAUCUGCAUGGCGCGAGCGAGUUUAUGAAGAAAUAACGGCUUCACGGACAGCUGCUGUAGGCCUCUCGCUAAACUCCCACUCACUGGACACGCUCUCUCACACACCAGGAAAAAUGGGUCUAAUUUUCGCCAAACUAUGGAGCUUCUUUUGUAAUCAAGAACACAAGGUGAUUAUUGUGGGGCUGGACAAUGCUGGAAAGACCACUAUACUUUAUCAAUUUUUAAUGAAUGAGGUGGUGCACACGUCUCCUACGAUUGGCAGCAAUGUGGAAGAAAUAGUGGUGAAGAAAACCCACUUCCUGAUGUGGGAUAUCGGUGGUCAGGAGAGUCUCCGUUCCUCUUGGAACACAUACUACUCCAACACUGAGUUCAUCAUACUGGUUGUGGACAGUACUGACAGAGAGAGACUAGCCAUUUCUAAAGAAGAGCUCUACAGAAUGCUAGCACACGAGGAUCUCCGCAAAGCUGCAGUGUUGAUCUUUGCUAAUAAGCAAGACAUGAAGGGCUGUAUGUCUGCAGCAGAGAUUUCCAAAUAUCUGACCCUCAGCUCCAUCAAGGAUCAUCCCUGGCACAUCCAGUCCUGCUGUGCGCUCACUGGAGAAGGGCUGUGUCAGGGUUUAGAGUGGAUGACCUCCAGGGCUGGGCUCAGAUAGCCUCUGAUUCUCCAUGUCCUUAUUGACUAUGAUUUCCACCUCCUUCGGUGGCAUCGCAGACUCGUCCUAUUGGCUGCUUAUGUUUUAUUUUAAAUCUCUCAAAUCUCAGAAUUUACAUUUUGCAGCUGAACUCUUUGGACACCUACCUCAGCUGGGAUUUAAUGGUUAUGUGAAUCUGGUUUGACAGACUUGUCGAUCAGUAAUGUAUCAGGAGCAACUGGAGUUUUUUACUGGGUGUAUAGCAGAAGAUAUUCAAAGUAUUUCAACUUAAACACUGCAGUGCUGGUAUGUGUUUGUGAGGAGGGACUUUGUAUUUUUAGCAGUCUGGCAGUGGAAAAGAAGUUCUUUGGAUGGGUUAAUUAAGCUAAUCAUGUAUGUUUUUCUUUAAAUGUACUGGAAAGAAAUUAUUUGAAUGGUCAAAAUGUUACUUUUCAGAUGGGGACCUUUUUGGGUCAAUUGUUGUCAUUGGUCAACUGUUUGUUUUUGGUUAAACUUUUUGGGUAUCGAGUGUUUUAAGUGCCAUUGGUACCUACCCACCAUCACCACUACAUAUCAUGAAAACACCUGAGCAUAUCAUAUCAUAUUUCACAUUACCUCAAACAUUCUUUACAGGAGAGGGUGCUGUUACUAUUUCAAACGUGACCAUUGCAGCUUGAAAUGGCAUUUGAGAUGCAAUUUAAAGGUCACCAGGUAUGAUCUCAGCUGUU